Messenger RNA from Acanthoscelides obtectus, 4057 nucleotides. Lineage: Eukaryota; Metazoa; Arthropoda; Insecta; Coleoptera; Chrysomelidae. The record is from the annotation of a GenBank genome assembly.
UGUCAUCACAAAAGAUGAUUUACUGUAUAGUUGACAAUAAGACUAGGUUAAAUAAAUUAUUACUAAAGAGCCUGCACUUUGCAUUUAGAUGGAAUGUGAAUCAAUCACGUGCCACCGAUUCAUGAGGAAUGUGGACUUAAAAUGAGAGAAUGGGAUGGGAUACUUGCGAAGGUGUAAGCGUGUCCAUGCCGUUAAUGUCAUAUGUUAAAGUCAACCUGACAAGUGAAACGUCCAAGAUUCGUCCACAACUACAAAAAUAGUUGAUUUCAAAUUUGCUACUUAAUUUUUAACAUAUAUGUUGAGUUUCCACGUCGCCUACCAGCACUGAGGAUGCAGCACCAAUACUGGGUAACAAAAAAGAGCGUUUUGCGAAAAUUGGGUGGUAAAGAGGACGAAUGUAUAAUCUCUUCAGACGCAGAACUAGACGCAAAAUUGGAGCUAUUUAAAUCCAUAAAUGAUAGCUGCAACCACUUACAAAGAAUUUUGGAUUCGUACCAGGAACGUCUGUGCUACUUGGCCCAAGAAGAAAACACUCUAGGAAGGUAUCUUAAAGAUUGCGGGAAGAAUGAGAAAAACUCUAGUGCUGGUCAAAUCAUGGCCUGUGCAGGAAAGGCAUUGGCUUAUAUGGGUCACCAAAGGCUUACAGAAAGACCUCCAUUAGUCAGAUUGCACCAUGAAGUUGAAACUUUCAGGGCAAGAGCUGUUACUGAUACUAGGGCCACUGUCUCUGAGAUGGAGAAAAUCAGAACUGAAUAUAGAGCGGCCUUGAGUUGGAUGAAAUCAGCUUCAGCCCAAUUAGAUCCUGAUACUGGUCAUGGCCUUGAAAAGUUCAGAAAAGCUCAAUCUUAUGUGAAAUCCACCAAAGUAAAAUUUGAUCGUUUGACACUAGCUUGCCUUCAGAAGAUUGAUCUUCUUGCUGCUGCCAGGUGCAACAUGUUCUCACAUGCUUUGGUGCCAUACCAGAAUGCUUUAAUAAAUUUCUCUACCAAAGCUGCUGAAACACUGGACUUAGCAGCAGGAAAAAUUGGUAGCAUUCAACCAAGUGAUGGCAGUUCAAUCUUUGAGUUAGCUGCAGGAUCUGAGGGAGACAAAUCUGGUGACAAGGAUAAGAAUACUUUCUUCAAUGCAGAGUAUGCAGAUGAAAAGAAAGAUGAAGCCAAAUAUAAAGAGAAUCCUGAACAUAGCUCUGAAUCUGAACAAACAGAAGUAGCGAAUCUUCUGCAAGGCGACUUUGCUGCACCAACAGAACAGCAACUUGAAGCUGCAGAUUUAUCAAAGCCUAGCUCAGCUUUGUUGGAUUUGAACUGGUCCGUUCAAUCAGACUUCAUGAAGGGCAAUUUUAUGCCGUCCAAAUUGAUGCAAGAAGAAGGAUUCAUGUUCAUGGAGACUCCAUUGGAGAAGGAAGCAAGCCAAAAAAGUGAGAAAAGUCCUGAUGUUAAAAGAGAUAAAAGUGACAAGCAGAUGUCUUGGUUGAGUUUGUUUGCCGAGUUGGAUCCACUGUCCAGUAAAGCGGGUCAGUCUGGAGAUACAGCGUAGGAGGAGUCUAUUGGACAUUUUUUUAACAUAUUCUCAUUGAAUAUACGAUUCAUGACCAGUAUUUUGAACAUUUCUGUAGGUAUAUUUAUGUAAUUACUAUUUUGUGAUUAAGCUGCAAAUGUCUCAUUGACUUUCCUAUUAUUUGUGAGUAAUUUAGAGUUAGUUUUUUCAAAAACAUCGUUUAUGAAAAUCAUUACGAUUAAUGUGGUCCAAUUACGCGUACUACAAAGGGUACUAUAACAGUUUUGCAAUACAGCUUUAUUUAUUGACUUUGUUCAGAGUAAUUUCCACCACAUUCAAUACAUCAAAACCAGUCCUUAAACCAUCUCUGCCAAGUUUUACCCGGGAGUGCGGCACACUCUUGUCCCAAGCCCUCAGAAGCUCCUCAUCGCUAGAAAACCGUUUGCCUUUUAGCUUCAUUUUCACAUGCGGAAACAGUGCAAAGUCGCAGGGAGCAAGAUCCGGACUGUAAGGAGAAUGCUUAAUAAGUUUCAGUCCAGUAGUGGUCAAAUACUCCGUGCAGGCUUUGGCACGGUGAGCUGGAGCGAUAACUGGUGGAGGUAGCAAGUGUCCAUUCUUAAAUUUGGCCGCAGGUUUUCCAUAGACUCUAUGACUAGACAGGCACUGUUCCGAGUACCACUCAGCUAUGACUGUCUUCUGUGGGGUCCAAAACGACAUGCCCCACAAUCCCGCUCGAUUUGAAAAAUACAGCGAUCAUUUUUUUUUCCUUAAAAGAUCGGGAUUUCCUGACAGCUACGGGUGUGUCCUCGUCAUCAAAGACCCAAACUUUGUUUUGAGCCUUGGUCGGCACAUCGUAAUAAUAGAGCCAAGUCUCGUCACCUGUCACGAUGCUGUUCACAUACCGAGAUUGCCUCUUAUCAAUCAUUUUCAACGUCUUUCGGCACAAAAUCGUACGAGUCUUGCAUUCCCGUCAGACUUUGCGGUACCCAGAAAGAACAAAGUUUCCUUACGUGUAAAUGGUCAUGCAGAAUUGAAUAAGUUGCUGGUGCAUUAAGGUGUAAGGUCUCGUCUAUGUAUGUCACUCUCCGGUUUUCGUCAAGCAUUUUCCUCACAGCAGUAAUGUUUUCCUCUGUUACUGACGUUCGCGGCAUUCCUUUCCUCCCUGCGUCGUCCAGAGUGAAAUUGCCCCUUUGGAAUUCUCUAUACCAGCUGAAUAUAGUGGUACAAUGAGGACAAUCAUUCUUUAAGGCAAGCGUCAUUUCUUCUAAGCAGUGGUCAAUGCUUAAACUACGCGUAAAGUUAUACCGUAAAACUGCCAUUAUCUCACUACGUGACAACGAUGCCAUAGUCCGCACUUUACAUUGUCAAUACGAAUAAACAACUAAAUCAACAGACGUGCUGCUGGCGUUAUAUUUCAAAACUAGUGCCCUUUGUAUAAUGGAGAUAACCUGAUAAAGUUCACUGGUUUUAUUUGCUCCUCCUAAAAAGUACCUGUAAAUGAAUCACUUGUUACAGAAUUUUAGGUAUUACAGAAUAACAUGUGCAACGAUUUUUCGGAAGAAUUAUUUUCUUUUCUGAAAGCAUUCCAUAAAUGUAUUCCUUUUUCCCAUAUAUCAUCAUCAAGGCUAUGUCUGGUAUUGAUAGGCCAUGGGCCUACAAUAUUUAUGGGGGAGCUGUAAGCAUAGAAAUGUGCACAUUCUGGUCCCAUCACACUUUCAAGAUCCAUAGUAUAGCAUUAAUUUGACCAACUGAGAACCAUCUACCGCUUAAAAGAACAAUAUGGAUUUUACAGCGAUGUACAUACAGGCAUGAUAAUUGGUUUGUUAUUAUAUUUCCAACAAUUAGACAUUGCCCAAAAGUGUUUUGGCAUGGAUAAGUUAGCCCAUCUGCUAUCAAGUUUACCGUUAAUUCCAGUAUUAGACAAAAAACUCUAAAAGGAAAUUGAACAUCUGCAGCUAUACUAGCAAUGUAGAUGUGUGGCACAGAUGUAUUGUCGAGUCACGGUUCCCAGCUGAUUAAUUUAUUUUUUUUAUUUUGUUAAUCCUAAAAUUGACCGAACAAAAAGUGUCUCUAAAAUAUUGUUUUGUUAUUAAUAUAGUUUUGCUGGAAUUUGACUGUAAUCUGAAAUGAACAUGCCAGUUGUACUGGGGUGAACUUUAAGUAAAUUACUUAUUUGAUUUGAAUAUGAAACAAUGUACUGCCUAAAAUGCUCUCUAAGGCGCGGUCACACAAUACUUUGUACAUUGUAACUUAAUUUUGUCUUGUCUAUCCAAAUUUGUAUGUACUUGGAAACACCUUUUGUACCCCAUAACAAUUUAUUGCAAUUUUAUUUUAGUACCAAAGAUGUUUAAUUGAUACCAAAGAAUACAUAUAUACUUUUAGAAUAUUUUCGUAUUUUCUUGCAUUCAUCUGUUUUUAGAUGUGAUUUGUGUACUUAUCUCGUACUUCUAUGUGAAAUAUUUUAUUGCUUAAAUCAAAUAUAUGACGAAUUGUAAUAUAAUAAACCAUAUUUGCAAACAUUCUAGUAUGGUUUGUAAAAUACACUGUAAAAUUAAUAAAC